Molecule: messenger RNA, 4394 nt
Organism: Chironomus riparius
Lineage: Eukaryota; Metazoa; Arthropoda; Insecta; Diptera; Chironomidae
Source: the annotation of a GenBank genome assembly
CAAGAAUCAAAUGUUGUUGAAAAGUUUAAUUUUCAAUCUAAUUUUUCUGAUUCAAAAUCAUCAAGCUACAGCUAGCUCCUUUACAUGUCAAGCGGAUGAAAGUUUGAUGACAAUUCAUGACGUCAUAAUUUCUGGAUAUGCAUGUGAUUUGCGUGUGUUUGACAUUAGUGAAGAAUUGUCAAUAAAUGUGAUACAUUUGGAAAAAAGAAACGAUGAUUCCAUAAAAAUUGUUGCAUACCCAAAAGUUUCGACGUACAAAGAAGCAGAAGAAUCAAUUUUCGAGCAAGGUUUGGAAGAAACUUGCCAAAAAUUCAAGAAUUUAAAUGGAAUUGCUUUCAAAAAGCAAUCAAAUUGGUCAAAAAGUCGAGAGUUUAAUCAAAAUUUUCUCAAAGAAUGCCGAAACUUGGAAUAUUUGGACAUAUCCGAGAAUAAUAUCAAUCAUGUGUCUGUUGACUUUUUAAACUUUGAUGCUAAGCUGAAAAUAUUGAAUUUAGAAGACAAUAUAUUGACGGAACUGCCAGAAAUGUUGUUUGAUAAGCAGCGGGAAAUCGAGAGACUUUAUCUUGGAAUGAAUUGGCUUUAUGAACUUCCAGGUGGCUUAUUUAGUCCACUUAAAAACCUUCGAGUGUUGGAUUUGCACUUUAAUAACCUUCUAAGCCUUAAAUUAAAGCUUUUUAAUAAGUUGGGUAGACUUGAAGUCCUUAAACUUAACAGAAAUUCAAUAUUUGACUUGCCUGCAAAAAUAUUCUCGACUCUUGUCAAUUUAAAUGUUUUGGACCUAAGUCAGAACAAAAUUACAGACAUACAUCCUGAAACAUUCACUGGAUUACGACAGCUUGAAGAUCUAAACCUUCAGUUUAAUGAAAUAACAGCACUUUCAGCGAAUGUUUUUAUCUCUUUACAAAAGCUAAUCAAUAUUGAACUGAGUGACAAUAAAGUUGAAGUUUUACAUCCUUUAUGCUUCGUGGGAAUGCAACAAUUAGAGACAUUGAAUCUUCAGUCAAAUCAGAUUUUGGAUAUACCCGAAAAUAUCUUUGAGCCACUCAACAACUUGAAACUUUUAAAUCUCCAACAAAAUAAAAUUCAGACUUUAAGCACCAACAGCUUCAACAGCCUUAAUAAUUUAGAACAACUCAUCCUUGAGAACAACAAAAUUGCUCAUUUGCCAUUUCAAGUAUUCAGCACAUUGACAAGUUUAAAGGCUCUGAGUCUCAACAGCAAUCAAAUUGCAACAUUAACGUCAAGCUGCUUUUGUGGACUGCAAAGUUUGGAACAGUUGUACAUGAUAAAGAAUAAAAUUGAGGAACUUUCAGAUGACAUUUUUAAUCCACUCUUUAACCUUAAAAUUCUGAACGUCGGCGAAAAUAAAUUAAAAGAUUUAAAUGAAAAUUUAUUUUUAAAUAAUCCUUACCUGAUUGAACUUGCAAUCCACUCGAAUGAGAUAUCUGAAUUACCUCCUGGAAUUUUUAAACCAUUGACGGAAUUAGAAACGUUAUGGUUGUAUAGGAACCAGCUAACUGACAUUCACUCAAUUUCUUUUGGAACUCACGAGAAAUUGAAACUCAUUUCUUUAUGGGGCAAUAAGAUAGACGCGAUUGACAAAAAAUUGAUUGAAGAUGCAGCUUUUGUCAUAGAAAUGAAAGAAAAUUUAUGCAAUCAGGAUAAAGAAAUAUUGAAACACGAACUGGAAUUGAAACUUAGUAAAUGCUUUGAAAACUAUCAAAAUCGAUUUUGUACACCUAAUUUAAUGGAAACGUCAAAAAAGCUUUCAAUAUCUUUAAGUUUUUUUUAUGAAAUGAUGACAACAGCAACAGAACCGAGAACCUCAACGACUUUAAUGACUUUUCCAACUUUCACAGCCAGUCCAACUCCCACAACAACUCAGCCAACAACUAAAUCCACUACAACAACCCAGCCAACAACUAAAUCCACUACAACAACCACAACAACAAAACCAACGACUACUUCAACCACUACAAAAGCUACAACAACAACCUCAGCAUCCACAACAACUGUAGAUCCCAGAAAAGCACUCGAACCUAAAAUAAUGAAUCUCUUAAACAGCCUAUCAGCACUUCAAACAGCUGUAAGUUCAGCAACUGUUCAAGACGAGGCAUGUCAAGACAGCAUAUCAUCUAGUUUAGUAGCUUACUUAGCUACAGGUCUGAAAUUGGAAACUAAUAUCUCCAAGGAACCUUAUAGUAAGAAUGUUAAAGAUUUGACUACUUUGGAGGGUAAUUUGAGUGACAUUAGCAAAGAAUGGAAUGAAUGUUUGUCUAGAACUACAAGUACGACAUCUACAACAACCAGCACAACAGCUGAGAAACCUACAACAACCAGCACAACAGUUGAGAAGCUUACAACAACCAGUACAACAGUUGAAAAGCCUACAACAACCAGCACAACAGUUGAGAAGCCUACAACAACCAGCACAACAGUUGAGAAGCCUACAACAAGCAGCACAACAGUUGAGAAGCCUACAACAAGCAGCACAACAGUUGAGAAGCCUACAACAAGCAGCACAACAGUUGAGAAGCCUACAACAAGCAGCACAACAGUUGAGAAGCCUACAGCAAGCAGCACAACAGUUGAGAAGCCUACAACAAGCAGCACAACAGUUGAGAAGCCUACAACAAGCAGCACAACAGUUGAGAAGCCUACAACAAGCAGCACAACAGUUGAGAAGCCUACAACAACCAGUAACGCAACUGAGAAGCCUAAAACAACUAGCACAACUACAGAAUCUAAAACAACUCCAAAUAAAACUACAACAACUCCGACUGAGUCUAGAACAAUGACAUCAGAACACACAACAACAACAACAACUAAACAGACCACAAAAAUCACCAAAGAAGUAAAAGCAUUCAUAACUAAGCCAUCUACAACAACAACUUUAUCUACAACAUCAAAACCAACAACCACAACUAUUGAUCCUAGAAAUGCUCUCGAACCUCAAGUUACUUCACUUUUAUCCAGCUUAUCAGCACUUCAAAAUAAAGUUAAAACUACAACCAUUCAAGAUCAAGCAUGUAUUGAUAGAAUUUCAUCAAAUUUAGCUUCAUUUCUAGUCUCAGCUCAACAGUUGCAAGAUAGUGUCUACAAAGAUCCAUUUAGUAAGCUUUUGAACACUUUGAGGACUUUGAAAGGAAGACUGAAUGGUUUUAUAAAUGAUUGGGACAUAUGCUUGGCAAAUAUAGCUUUUGAUAAGACAACGAUAGCUUUGACAACUCAGAAGCCUUCAACAAUUGCAACAACUAGGAAACCUACAAAAACUGACGAGCCAUCAACAACUGAGAAUCCAGCAAUAACCAAACUUCUUACAAUAUUAACAACAUUAAGUCCUUCACCAACAAUCGAAAUUACAAAUUUAGGAAGAACAAUGGCAACGGAAAGACAACAACAUAAAACGAUAGCCAUGGAUACUUGCGGUAAAAUGAAAAUCGGACAACAACUGGUGUUUGGUGGAAGCAAGAUUCAACGUGGAUCAUUUCCAUGGAAAGCUGCUUUGUAUCGACCAAAUGGAGACUUUUUUUGUAGCGGUACGAUCAUAUCCACUUCAAAAGUAAUUACAGCUGCUCACUGCAUUUGGGAAAAGCACUCAUCGUAUCCAAUUAAAUCUCAUGAAAUUAGAGUUGGAUUUGGUAUUCACAAUCUUUUUGAUCUGUUUGAAGCUGGUAAAGUUAUAGCUGGUGUGAAGACUGUUCAUAUUCAUCCAGAUUGGAAUGCAUUUGAUGCUGAUAUUGCAGUUCUAGAACUUACUGAAGAUAUUUCAUUUAAAAAUAAUAUUCAACUAAUUUGUAUGAUUCAGACUAAUUCAGAAUUUCCAUUGGAUGCAACUGGAGUUGUUGCUGGUUUUGGACGGAGUGAAAAUCAUAAAUUUGAGUUUAUUGCGAAUGUUAUUAAAGUUCCCAUCUUAAGUUAUAAAGACUGUCAAAAGCAUGUACAAUUUCACCCAAUAAUUAGUCAUCGAACAAUUUGUGGUGGAUAUGCCAACGGAACUGGAGUUUGUAAUGGUGACAGUGGAAGUGGAUUAGUUGUGGAGCACAAUGGUUCUUUUUAUCUUCGAGGAAUUGUCUCAGCAUCUCUUUUUGGUGAAUAUCUUCAAUGUGAUGUGAAUGAUUAUGCAGUUUUUACGGAUGUCACAAAAUUUGAUAAUUGGAUUAAAACCGGAAACGAUCACAAAUCAGAUUCUGUGGUUCAAGAACAAAUAGAAGAGAUUAAGAAAUUGAAGGAAAAAAUACUUAAACUUGGUGGUAAUGUUGAUGAUGACAAAUGACGUCCAGGGGAGGAGGAAGGGUCAGCAAGUAAAGAACUAUACAUGGACAUCAUUAGUAAAUGACCCCUUCAAAGAAGCGGCAAAAUUAAUAAAACGAUUAUAUUUUUUUUAAACAAAA